GCUUUACGACAGUUGCUUUGUGGUAGCGCUGGAGGAGGAAGAUGGCGGCUACCUUAGUAACUGCAGCGGGAAUGGGACCUUCCCCGGCCUGGGGGCCCGAGGCCCUUGCUCCUGAUUGGGAAAACCGGGAAGUGACCACAGGGACCACGAUCAUGGCUGUGCAGUUUGACGGGGGCGUGGUUCUGGGGGCUGAUUCCCGAACAACCACUGGGUCCUACAUCGCCAACCGAGUGACUGACAAGCUGACCCCCAUUCAUGACCGAAUUUUCUGCUGUCGCUCAGGCUCAGCAGCUGAUACCCAAGCAGUAGCAGAUGCCGUCACUUACCAGCUUGGUUUCCACAGCAUUGAGCUUAAUGAGCCUCCACUGGUUCACACAGCAGCUAGUCUCUUUAAGGAGAUGUGUUACCGAUACCGUGAAGACCUGAUGGCAGGAAUAAUCAUCGCAGGCUGGGACCCUCAAGAGAAAGGGCAGGUAUACUCCGUUCCUAUGGGAGGUAUGAUGGUAAGGCAGUCCUUUGCCAUUGGAGGCUCUGGGAGCUCAUAUAUCUAUGGCUAUGUGGAUGCUACCUACCGGGAAGGCAUGACCAAGGAUGAAUGUCUGCAGUUCACUGCCAAUGCUCUCGCUUUGGCCAUGGAACGGGAUGGCUCCAGUGGAGGUGUAAUUCGCCUGGCAGCUAUUGAAAAAUCAGGAGUAGAGCGACAGGUCCUUUUGGGAGACAAAAUACCUAAAUUCACUAUUGCCACUUUACCGCCCUCCUGAAUUCUGAGAUUCUAGAAUACAAUAAGAGACAACCCUCCACCCCCAUACUAAUACCAAAUUUAAUAAACAGUUUGUCAAACAGAA
Dipodomys spectabilis (banner-tailed kangaroo rat) is the source of this 845-nucleotide messenger RNA. It is a transcript of the gene Psmb6, whose product is annotated as proteasome 20S subunit beta 6. The coding region runs from base 42 to 761 and encodes 239 amino acids. Gene Ontology annotation, cellular component: proteasome core complex. The record is from RefSeq and is a predicted model, not a curated record. The transcript has 6 exons. NCBI's taxonomy places the organism in Eukaryota, Metazoa, Chordata, Mammalia, Rodentia, Heteromyidae. Gene Ontology annotation, molecular function: threonine-type endopeptidase activity.